Molecule: messenger RNA, 1530 nt
Organism: Aspergillus aculeatus ATCC 16872
Lineage: Eukaryota; Fungi; Ascomycota; Eurotiomycetes; Eurotiales; Aspergillaceae
Exons: 1
Coding region: 1-1530 (509 amino acids)
Molecular function (GO): protein binding
Source: RefSeq, a predicted model, not a curated record
AUGUCACUCGUUGACCUUCCUAAUGAGAUCCUGGAUGCUGUAUGGUUCUAUCUGGGUCUUCCUGACUGGUGUGCUCUCCGCCUGUCAUGUCGGGUGCUAUAUUCGAAAUCGCUGGCGACGUUUGUGAGCCGUCAUGUCAAGCGCAUCAGUGUCCUCAUAACAUCUGACGGGCUUCGAGAACUCGAAGCCAUCGCCACCCACGAGGUAUUUCGAGCGCACGUGCAGGAGCUCUGGCUGGUUCCCGAGGUGUUUCGAGGCCACUACGAUGUUGACUACGAUACUUUCGUGCAGGCCAAGCUCAUGGCUGCGGGGUACUUCGACCAGCCCCCAGUGGCGCACGGCACACACAGUUCUAUCACUGAGCUGGUACGAUGGGCGAUCGACAACCUGCGAAGCGACUACGAAACGUAUCAAUCCGCGGUGAAAGCCCACCUCAAACUCAUCCAAGCCGACUCACUCCCUCACACGCUCGCGACCUGCAUGAAGCAACUCACGAAUCUCUCCACCGUCGGCCUAGAAACCUACCCUCCCUCCGCAGCGGGACACAAACACCCGCCCUGUCUUGGCCGUAUGGCCUUACGCCGCAGACUCAAUCACCACCCAUUUGCUAACCCACACAUCCCUCACAACUGGGAAAGAAGCCCAGACUACCUAUGGAGUGAAGAGAAUCGCAGCAUCCGGGCGCCCGUCUUCUCCGCCCUGCUGCAAGCCAUCCCGACCUCCACCGCGCAGAUCCAACAACUGCGCACCUGCAGCGAAGGCGAGCACUGCGGGAUUCCCCCCGAACAACUCACCUUAACGGACACCCACUACACAACCCUCCAACCCCAUCUCCAAGCCCUUCAAACACUCGAUCUAUGCCUCCAAUACGCAGACCCCCACUCCGACACGACCGAGUCCCCGCUCCUGCGCCUCCUUCUCGCCGCCGCCCCGACCCUUACCACCCUCAAAGUCUCCCAAUGGAGCACGAAAGACGAGCUGCCCGCCGACCACUUCACACAAUUAUCGCACCACAUCCACUUCACGCGCCUGUGCACACUCUCCCUCCACUGGAUUGAAGUCACGCAGCCCAGUUUCCGGGCCUUCCUCCGCACCGCCGCGCCGACCCUGCAGACCCUCUCGCUCGUGAGCGUCAGCCUCAUCGACCGCAUCGACCUCCCCACCCGCUCGAACCCCUUCUACGACGCCGUCAACGAUCUCUGGCGCCAGUUCUGCGACGGCAUCCGCGACGACCUCCCCGGGCUGCGAUCGCUGGAGAUGAAGGACAUGGCAUACCGCGGACACGUGCUGCGCAUCGAGGAUGGAAUGCGUGCAGUCAGCGGGAAGAAGCUGUCCCGUCGGGUCAGUGCAGCGGUGGCUUUGGCAUACGACGCGACGCAGGCGGAGGUGGGGUUGGCGGCGUGGCUCAACCAGCUGCAGCUACCGGAGCACCGGUCGGCGAGACUGGGGCAGCCCUUGCCUGGUCGGUUUAGUAGUAUGGCUGCAUGUUCGGAUCUGCUGCGCUUAUGGGGAUCAAAGACGAAGAAAUGA